AUGAGCGCCUGGAUGAACGACGCCGUCCCCAACCACAAUGGAAACGGCUUCCCUCACAUGAACGACCCCAACUCUGCCGCUGCCAUGAUGGACCCGUCAGCCUUUAUGGCCAACCCGGGUCAGUUUAACCCGGGGCAAUUCCCUAACCAGCAACAGAUGGCUGGUAUGCAGAAUGGUCCAAUGCGACACGGCUCGCCGACGUACCAGAGCCAGAACCAACCCCCGAAUCCGAAUCCGAAUCAGAACCAGAACCCCGUCUAUCAAACCAACCAAGUGAUUCCAUCAAAACGCCCUCGUCCUCGCGAAGAUAGCGUCACAGGGUCGCCACUGCAGAACCCGGGCAUGCAACCGCCGUCGCGUUCCGAAACGCCGCAACAACAAAACUUUGGUGCUUUUCAACCCGCCGGUGGUGCCAUGCCUCCACAAGCUCCCGGCCAAUUCCCCCAUCUACAGCCCAACGGAUCUGCCAAUGCCAGUCCCUCCCCCAUCAUGGGAAACCAAAUGCGACCAGGAAAUGUGCCUCAGCGAGUGGCCACCGCCUCACCACAUCCCUUCUCACCUGGUCCGCAGCAGCAAUUCACCGGCUCACAAGCGUCUCCAAUCCCUUCUGAGCAUGGCACGCCUCAACCAAAUUCAUACAUGCAGGCCAUGCCUCCGGGGUAUAAUCCGGGGUACGCGCAGUCGCCUUCAAAUCCUCGCCCGUCUCCUAACCCCAAUGCGAUGGCUAGCGGCCCGGCUCCCGGCGCCCAAAUGAUACCUCAACAGAUGGGACAAAUGCCGCAGCAUAUGGGUCAAAUGCCGCCAAAUAUGUACCAGCAAAUGCAGCAGCAGCAACAGCAGCCUGGCCAGCCGCAAUCGCAGCAGGGUCAGCCGAGACCGCAAGGCAUGACUGAUCAACAGAAGAUGGCAGCGUACCAGAUGCGUCUUCACCAACACUUGCAAGGAAACAUGCAAAUGCAGCCACAGAUGCAGACCCAGAACAUGGGUCGCGGAAUGAUGCCGAAGCAGCAGAUGUCCGGUAUUCCAAAUGGUCAAGUGCCUCAGGGCGCUAUGAGACAGCAACCCAGGCCCAUGGGAAACAUUAAUCCGGAACAUUUCAUGAAGAACCUGGUGGCCCUAAUGAACGCAAAAGGACUGCCUUUGGACCCGAAUCCCAUUGUAGUUGAUCGACAAGUCAGCCUUGUCAUGUUGUUCCAAGUUGUUCAAUCCAAGGGAGGCUACAAGGCCGUGACCACGGGCAACGGUUGGGGAUUUGUUGCCCAGGCUCUGGGACUACCGGCGCAUAUACCGACUGUACCACCCACUCUGAAGCAGGUGUACGAGCGAAAUCUGGCAAAGUUUGAGGAAGUGUGGAUUACACAGCAGCAGAAGCAUCGGAUGAUGCAGCAGAAUGCAAAUAUGGCUGGUCCAGGAACACCGCAAAAGCAGAUGCAGCCUGCACAGCAGAUGAACCAAGGGCAGAUGCCUCAGGGACAACAGCAGCAGACCCCAAUAAAACCUGGUCAAGCCCCAGUCAAUGGGUUUUCCACUCCUCAACCGUCGCAGCAACAACCACAUCUCCAACAGCCACUACAGCAGCCUCAUCUAGCCCCGCACGCGCAGCAGCAACAAGCUCCUCUCCAGCACCAGCACCAGCACCAGCACCAGCACCAGCAACAACAACCACAACCACAACACACAUCCAACUCCAAUGCCAAACCAGGCCACAGAAGCAGUAUGUCACGAGGUGCAGAUGCCUCCGCGCCCAACGACUUCUCCAUACCGUCGCCCUCACACGCCCGCCCUGGCAGUGUCUCUGUCGAUGGUCGGCAGGCAACUCCCCUGCCUGCUGUUGGUGCUGACGACCCGAUGCCUCGCAUGCCCCCGAAGCCCGAAGACUACAGCCCAUGCGCAAGGGAACUAUCGACAUAUGGCGGGAUUGACACUCAUGCUGCUAAUCUCCUCGGCGCUGAGUUGGAACGAUGGGAACCGACUGUUCCGUCUGUAAACGAGCUGGGCAACAUUGACAUCUCCGCCCUUACUCGCAGUCUUCAAUGUGGUAUCCACGGUGAAGUGCGCCUAGCUCUCGACACACUUGCUACGAUUUCCUCGUCCCCAAACCAAGCACAUUUUCUACAUCUCAGAGCUUGUGAUGAUCUGGUCGAAGCUUUGGUAGACUGCGCUGAAACCCAGAUAGACCUUCUUGUUGAACAUGCGACCGAGGUGGCUGAUGAGAUUCAACUUGCUUCAUAUGAGGAUGUGGUCAGAGCAUGCCGAAUAGAGCGAUGGGCUGUGACAGACGUACCUGCUUUUGGUAGCAUCGAUUAUCAACUCGAUCGAGCCGUGGACCGACUUAUUUGCAUAACAACGAUUUUGCGCAACGUAUCGUUUCCCGGCGAAAACAACGAGAACCACUACAUGCUCUGCGAAGAAUAUGUGGUCAAGAUGCUCUGCUCCGUUAUCCGGUAUCUUGGAACGCGUACGAUGCUUCUCCGGACACACGCCAAUACCCUUGAUUUCAUGAAGGACGUUGUGGUUUUCCUAUCCAACAUCUCGAGCCAAUUGGAGAUUCCUGGCCGGGAACAGGCUUUGAGCCUCUUGCAUUUCCUGCUCGCGUUUGCUCCUGUUCCAGGCCCAACAAUGGCCAGCGACACGCUCAACUUCACUCCAUACGACCCCAGUAUUCAUUCCUAUCUUCCACAUGCGGUUGAUGCCCUGGCCAAAUUGCUUGCUCGUGACGAACCGAACAGAGGCUUUUACAAGGCGCUUUUCACUGUUGAUUCUUCAUCACCGCUAGCUAACGAGCUUCUCGUCCGGGCGUUUGCCUUGGCUAUAUCGCCUUUACCAGACAAGGCCAGGGAACAAUUGCGACCGAGUACACUUCCGCCACUAUUUGAGGCUAGAAAGCCGUUUCUAAUGCAAGGCCUCCUGGGCGCGGAAAUCAUAGCUUCCCUUGUGCCAGGAUCCGAAUCGGGAAUGGCUCGAGCACUUCUUGCAUCAGGCAACUGCCUUGCACAAAACCUGGUUAAGCUGAUCCAGAAUCUGUGCAUCUUGUACGAAAAGCCACCCCCUUCUGCUCGUGGCGUCGGCCGGGCAGCCGCAGCUAGGAAAGACCCUGAGCUUGUUUAUAUUGUUGCUGUUGCCGUCUCACUUCUGCGCCGUCUUGCCGAAAAGGCAAGAGAUUCUGCAGGUUCCGCGUCUGCAGGUAUCGGCGACCUACUGCCGCAGCCCCAGGUGCUGAUGGACGCGCUGAUGAUGCAAUCUCCUGAAUGGACGAAAGAGGGUUUACUUCCGCAGUUGACAGCUGUGCUUAAUUUGGAUGGAUGA
Molecule: messenger RNA, 3306 nt
Organism: Metarhizium album ARSEF 1941
Lineage: Eukaryota; Fungi; Ascomycota; Sordariomycetes; Hypocreales; Clavicipitaceae
Product: ARID/BRIGHT DNA binding domain containing protein
Exons: 1
Coding region: 1-3306 (1101 amino acids)
Biological process (GO): regulation of transcription by RNA polymerase II
Cellular component (GO): nucleus; SWI/SNF complex
Molecular function (GO): transcription cis-regulatory region binding
Source: RefSeq, a predicted model, not a curated record